Messenger RNA from Periconia digitata, 305 nucleotides. NCBI's taxonomy places the organism in Eukaryota, Fungi, Ascomycota, Dothideomycetes, Pleosporales, Periconiaceae. The record is from the annotation of a GenBank genome assembly.
CCACGUCAGUACGACCCGCAACUGAUACUCAUUCGAUCCUUCUGCGCUCCGCGUGUGCAGUCGGUGUAUCCUGACUUUAAACCCAUCUCGAAAUGGCGCGACAGCAGAUUAAAGUCCUCUUUCGACGUCCCAACAAUACCCUCUACCGCCACUUCUUCCAAGCCUCCUUUGUUCCCUCGAUUCAACAUGCGUCCUCUGCGUCAACGAAUAUCUCUCCUUCGCCGAAUGAGACCUCCAAAUUCGGUACCGUAGCCGACUUCUCCCGUGCGAACAAUUCCAAUUCGACAAAUGUCUCGACCGACUGA